Molecule: messenger RNA, 1381 nt
Organism: Salarias fasciatus (jewelled blenny)
Lineage: Eukaryota; Metazoa; Chordata; Actinopteri; Blenniiformes; Blenniidae
Product: paired box protein Pax-6-like
Exons: 12
Coding region: 68-1381 (437 amino acids)
Biological process (GO): anatomical structure development; regulation of transcription by RNA polymerase II
Molecular function (GO): DNA-binding transcription factor activity, RNA polymerase II-specific; RNA polymerase II cis-regulatory region sequence-specific DNA binding
Source: RefSeq, a predicted model, not a curated record
GGAAGAAAGAAUAGAAGAAAGGAGCUGUUGGAAAACUAAACGAACCAAAACUUUACUUCUCUCCAGCAUGCCGCAGAAAGAUUACCGAAGUCAGACCAGCUGGGAGACCGGCGUGGCCUCCAUGAUGCAGAACAGUCACAGUGGAGUGAACCAACUGGGGGGAGUGUUUGUGAACGGCAGGCCUUUACCCGAUUCCACCCGGCAGAAGAUAGUGGAGCUGGCCCACAGUGGAGCUCGACCCUGUGACAUAUCCAGAAUCCUGCAGGUGUCGAACGGCUGCGUCAGUAAGAUCCUGGGCCGGUACUACGAGACCGGCUCGAUCCGCCCCCGGGCCAUCGGAGGGAGCAAACCCCGGGUGGCCACGCCCGAGGUGGUGGGGAAGAUCGCCCAGUACAAACGAGAGUGUCCGUCCAUCUUCGCCUGGGAGAUCCGAGACCGACUGCUGGCAGAGGGCGUCUGCACCAACGACAACAUUCCAAGUGUUUCAUCAAUAAACCGGGUCCUGAGGAAUCUGGCCAGCGACAAGCAGCAGAUGGGCACGGUGGGAGCCGAAGGCAUGUUCGACAAGCUGAAGAUGCUGAAUGUUCAGAGCAGCUGGGGGGGGCGUCCAGGCUGGUACACUGGAACCACACUUCCAGGUUCUCCUGGACUUGAUAAGUGUCCGCAGGCCGACGCAGGAGAGAACUCCAUCUCCGUCAGUUCAAACGGCGACGAGUCCGAGGAGACGCAGAUGAGGCUUCAGCUGAAGAGGAAACUGCAGAGAAACAGAACCUCGUUCACACAGGACCAGAUAGAAGCUCUGGAGAAAGAAUUUGAAAGGACUCACUACCCGGACGUAUUCGCUCGUGAGCGGCUCGCCAACAAGAUCGACCUUCCAGAGGCACGAAUACAGGUCUGGUUCUCCAACAGACGAGCGAAAUGGAGGCGAGAGGAGAAGCUGAGGAAUCAGCGUCGCCAGGUGUCCAGCUCGUCCAGCCAUAUUCCCAUCAGCAGCAGCUUUAACAGCAGUGUUUACCAGCCUCUUCCACAGCCUGCCACGCCAGUGUCCUUUCCGUCAGGAUCUAUACUGGGAAGGUCAGAUCCAGUUCUCUCCAACAGCUACAGCCUGCCAGCGAUGCCCAGCUUCAGCAUGGCCGCCAGCCUGCCUAUGCAAGCGUCCAGCCAGACCUCGUACUCCUGCAUGCUGUCCACCAGCCCGACGGUCAACGGAAGAAGCUUCGAGACGUACACCCCUCCGCACAUGCAGCCGCACAUCAGCAGCCAGUCCAUGACGCCUUCUGCAACGUCGUCAACAGGUCUGAUAUCUGCUGGUGUUUCAGUUCCAGUCCAAGUUCCAGGGAGUGAAGCAGACAUGUCACAGUACUGGCCACGCCUGCAGUAG